This is a messenger RNA of Dermatophagoides farinae (American house dust mite), 3832 nucleotides long. The record is from RefSeq and is a predicted model, not a curated record. NCBI's taxonomy places the organism in Eukaryota, Metazoa, Arthropoda, Arachnida, Sarcoptiformes, Pyroglyphidae.
UUUUGUGAAAAUUAACAUCCAAUAACAUACACACACACACACACACACACACACACACAUAAAAAAACGUGUCGAUGGCUGUACCACAUCCAAUACCACCUCCAAAUUUAGAACAUUAUGAUUUACAUAGAAUUCCACCACCACUUCCAUCAUCAUCAUCAUCAUCAUCACAAUUACCACCGUCAACAACAAUAAAUUCAUAUCCAUCACAUCAUACAUUACCACCACAUCAAUCUGGUGCCAUGAAUUAUCCACCACCUCCAGGAACUAAUAAUCAUUAUAGUGGUAUGAUGAAAAUUCCACCAACACAUCAAUCUUAUCCACCGCCGCCACCACCACCACCGCAUCCAAAUGAUUAUGGAACAACGGCACAUUAUUAUGCUACUGGUUAUGGUCAGCCACCAGUACCACCGAUUCAACCAUCUCAUCAUGAUCCACAACAUCAACAAACACCUCCACCGGGUUUAAUGCAUGAUCAAAGUCGUACAUCAAAUGCUCAAGAUACGAAACCACCACCACCUCCACAAACUAAUCAAUCGAAUGAUCGUCGUACACCCGGAAUGAUGAUGAUGCAACCACAUUAUGGUCAUGUAUAUCCGGGUACACCUCCUAUGUAUCCACCACCAUCGCAGAUGAAUUCAAUACCACCACCACCAUAUAUGACCGGACCUCCUGCUCCUCCACCUUCUUCAUCGCAACAAUUACCGAAUCAUCAUUUUGGCCAUCAUCAACCAUCAUCACCAUCAUAUGAAAUGGCUAAAAAAAUGCGUAUGAAUGAACCACCACCACCAACAACGACCGUUACCAGUGGUGAUCCAACAUUAGUUGAUGGUAGUGCAUUUCAUCCUCAUCAUCCACAUUCACAUCCACAUCAUCAACAAUUAUCACAUCAAGUGCCUUCGGGAUCUCGACAACCACCACCACCACCACCUUCGGCUCCACAACAUUAUAAUGGCAACCCUCAACAAAUUGCUCAUAGUCAAAUGUCAAUUGCUCAACAACAGACUGUUCCAACAGCCAGCGGCAUAAUGAGAUCAAUGACAACAACGGAUCCACAAUCAUCAUGGGAUAUUGCAAAUGGUUCAGCAACAAAUAAAACAUCCGGAGGUAGUUGCAGUCCAACUCAACAACAACAACAACAAUCAAUACAGGAUGUGGAUAAAUCAUCUAAGAAAAAACGUAAACGUUGUGGUAGCUGUCCCGGUUGUCUACGUAAAGAUAAUUGUGGUGAAUGUGGUCCAUGUAAAAGUGUACGAUCGCAUCAAAUAUGUAAGAUGCGUAAAUGUGAUCAAUUAAAAACGAAAAAAGAAAAGGGUGGAAAAUCGAAACAAAAUCAGAAUUCUGUUUCACCACGAUCAUCAAUGAAAAGGACAAAACCUGGAGGCGUUUAUCUUGGACCGGAACAAUAUCCGAAUAAUAAUAAUAAUAAUAAUGGCAAUCCAUCUCAACCAUAUCCUGGUGGUCAAUAUGAAACAAAUGGUUAUGGCCAUCCUCAUCAUCAACAAUAUCAACAACAACAACAGCAAUUACAAUCACCAUUAUCAAAUGGUAAUCAAACACCUCCACAAUCAUCAGUUUUGAAUGGUUCAAAUGAUAAUCCUCAACAACAACAUCAAGCACCUGUUGGUGAAAAUUCGAAUCGUCAUAAGAUAAUGAAUAAUCGCCUGAAAACAUUGAUACAGAAUCGUCAGAAUCAAAAAGAUCAAAAUAUUGUAUCACAACCACAGCCAUCAACACCAACAAUGGCUGGACAAUAUUCACAAUUUUCAAGUCAUCCUGGUUAUCCACCACCACCACCACCACCAAUGCCAAAUACGGCAGCUACAAUUGAUUCUCAUUGGAUUUCUCAAUCGAAUAGUCAACAACAGCAACCACCGCAAACAACAAAUCCACCGGAUAAAUCACCUAAACCACCUACUCCUGGACGAAAAACACCAGUAUAUUCGAUGCCAUCACCAGCAGCUGCAACAGCAUCUCCAAUUGAUUCAAAUGCCACUCAUUCCGUUGACAAUUCUAAUAAUGCAUAUAGUUCAUAUUAUGGAUCUGGUAAUGCUGCUUCUGCUACAAUUACUGCUCCGAUUACUUUACAAUCUACCGAUAAAUCUUUACCGGCAAAUACCUCAAUGCCUUAUAAUACUAAUGUAAAUAAUCAAGGCAAUUAUCCACCAAUAUCAAAUCACCAACAACAGCCGAAUGCUCUUCCACCCGGAUCAAACAUUAUAGAAUAUCCACCACCACCAUCAACCACUCAAUCGAUGAUGAAUGGAAUGGUUGGAAGCCCAUAUGGAAAAACAAAUCCACCGGUCCAAUCCGAUUUGGCUACAUUGCUCAAAUCAAAUACAACAACAGCAACUACUGUACCAUCAUAUCCUUCUACAUCUUUAUCAUCGAAUGAAACGACCACAUCUGCGGAUUCAUCAUCCACAAUACCAUCAACAACAACAUCAACGAAUAAUGUUGGUGAUCCUUUUUUAGUGAAUACGACCACAACUAUGAACCAUCACCUAUCAAAUUCGACAACAUCUAUGAAUACAUCUACAGAUAUUACCAAUUCAUAUAAUAAUAAUAAUAAUAAUCAAUAUGCAAUGCAAAUGAAUUCUCGACAACCACAAACACCAACAUCCACCAAUAAUUAUUCGACAACAACAACAAAUCAAUCGAAUUCACCAUUUUUUGUCAAUUCGAAUCUAUCUGUGAUGAGCAACAACAACAAUAAUAAUAAAAAUGAAACUUCAAUAACAUCAACAGGUGUGGAACAAGUGGUGAUAGCUUCAUCAACCAAUAUGGAUGUUGAUUAUCAACAUCAUCAUCAGCAUCAUUCUCAUCAACAUUCAAACGCUGGCAUAGCUUGUGGUCGUACAAAUAAUAAUCUAAUCGAUUCUACAAUGGAUCCUACAUCGUCAACACAAUCAUCGAUAUCACAACAUACAUCACCAUAUUAUUCAUCAUUAGAUUCACCUUAUCAAGAUUCAUUAUCCUAUGGUUCGGUUUCAUCGAAUGAAACAACAAGUUUAUCAACGACCGGUAAAUUAUUUGUUACAUCAACGGCGGCAUUACGAUCACCAGUAUCGGCUCAUUCACCUCAUCGUUUGACACCGGUUGGUGGUGGAUCACAAUCAUACGGUGGUUCACCAUCACCAAAUUCAUCAUCAACAUCGGGUAGUAAUCUAUUACCACCAGUAUCGACAUUUAUGUUUCCCAAUAAUAAUAAUCGCAAUGAAUUCGAUUGGUGGAAUCAAACGAACGGAAUGAAUCACCAUAUAUCAUCAUCAUCAUCACCAACGGGCAUGAUUCGUAAUGGUAUGAUUGGUGGUGGUCAUGGUGGUAAUGUUAAUUUCAAUAAUAUGACCACAACAAGUCCAUUAAUGACAGCUAAAUUGGUUACAUCAACAACGGCCUUAUGUGAUCCUGAUAUGGAUUUCUAUGGAUUAUUACCAAUUCCAAAUAGCAAUAAUAAUCCCAAUAAUAAUGAUUACAUAAUAACAACAACAACAUCAUCAUCAUCAACAACAACAGCAGCUUUGUAACAUUUAAAACAUUUUAUCUUCAUUUUAUUUUAUUUUGAUUUUGAUUGAAGUUUAAUUAGAAUUAAUUAAUUCAUCAACAUUUGUAACUGAAAUUAACACAUCUCUAUACAAUGGACGAAUGGAUGGGCCUUUAUCUUUUUUUUUUCUAGGAAAUUUUUAUCAUCAUUUUAAUAUGAAAAAAAAAUUGUGCCAAAAAAAAAAAAAACGCCGAAUCAUCAAUAGAAUUUGUUGCUCAAUUCUUUUUUUUUUUUUUUCAUUUCUCUCUCUUUUUCUCUCUCAAUUUUAAUUUCAAGAUCAUCAUUAAU